Molecule: messenger RNA, 2572 nt
Organism: Ruditapes philippinarum (Manila clam)
Lineage: Eukaryota; Metazoa; Mollusca; Bivalvia; Venerida; Veneridae
Exons: 2
Coding region: 278-2032 (584 amino acids)
Molecular function (GO): zinc ion binding
Source: RefSeq, a predicted model, not a curated record
UUUUUAUACUCUUAACAGUUAAAAUACUGAUUGAAAAACACAAUGCUAAAAUUUAAUACAAUCUCGCACACUAGACACUUUAUUUACGAAAUAAAUGACUGGUUUAAACGUUUAACAGUGCUAUAAACUUUAAACUUGUAACUUUACAAUGUUAUCAGUGUUAUAAAACAAGGACAUUAAAAACAGAGCAAACAGUCCACGUAUCCAAUAUCAACAGCAAAAUAUUUACAUUAGAAACCUGUGAGACAAUUUGAGGAUUACAAUUUCAAGGUAAAACAUGGCAGUCCCAGGAAAGAAAGCAUCAAAUCAAUUUUCAUCAUCAACAGCAUCCAUGGCAUCAGAUGAAGAUCUUCAAAUUUACUGCCAGCCUUGUGACGAGGAAGGAACUAGACUACCUGCCCAUGGUUACUGCACUGACUGCAAGGAACACCUUUGUAAGACAUGCUUUACAGCCCAUAAAAUAAGUAGGCUUUCCAAACAUCAUAAACUUCAGGAUGCUACGAAUAUGCCUAAAGUUUUGCAGCAACCGUCACCAUCCAUUCACACAGGCCAGUCUGAUGACCUAACUACAUCCUGUCUUAAACAUUCAAAAGAACUGAUCAAAUUCUACUGUCAUGAUCAUGUCGAAUUACUCUGCAGUGUUUGUGUUACCCUUGAACACCAAACUACUUCCUGCAAAGUUGAUUAUAUACCAGACAUUUCUGGUGAUAUAUUAGACAGCAAAGAAUAUCAAGUUAUCUUGAAUGCAGUAAAUACCACUUCUGACAAAUUUCAACAGAUAUUAAAAGAUGUCAAGAACAUGACAUACAAAUCAAACAGCUCUCUCAAAGAUGCAUUAGUUGACAUUAAAAAGUUUCGACAAGAAAUCAACCAAAGACUAGACGAACUUGAGAGACAAACUGAAGAUACAGCUAAAGUCAUAGAACAAGAAAACAACAAACAUCUGAAAGCAGCAGAAACAACAUGUGAAGAUAUAACAAAAUCCCUGAAGAUAUCAUCAGACAAAAUGAAACAGCUCAACACAACAAAACAAGCUGACAAACUCUUCAUUGAUUUAAAACUUGCAGAGAAUAAAAUCAAAGUUAUGAAGGAAAAACUACUAACACUGUCAUCAUUUGAUAUCAAAGAGUACAACUUUCAAUCAAAUGAUGUAAUAUCAAAUCUGUUCAAAACAGAGAAGUCACUGGGGACAUUGACACACAAAACUUUAAAUACAGAAUGUCAACCUGUACAAAUAAAGUCUAGACAAUCUUCACAUGAGGGAAUAAUCUGUGUGGAGACAUCAAAAGAUGAAUACAUGUGCUGUAUAUCAGGAAUGACUCUGCUGACUCCUGAUCUUCUUAUCAUCACUGACCGCAACAACAAUGCUGUAAAGAUGGUGGAUACCAGCAGUCAAUCUGUGUCUGAUCAACUACAACUAGAUGAUGCACCAUGGGAUAUCACCACAGUAACCAGUACUGACCUUGCUGCCACACUUCCUGCCAAACACUCAAUACAGUUUAUAUCAAUCUCAUCAAACAAACUCAUAAAGAAGCACACUGUGAAGGUUGAAGGAGAAUGCCGUGGUAUAAGCUGUUACCAAGGUAAACUUGUUGUGUCAUUUGCUGAUCCAGCAAAACUUCAGAUCCUUGACCUGAAUGGCGUAAUACAAACAACAAUUGAUGGUAAUAAUAUUUUCAAAGAGCCAUUUUAUAUCACAUGUAACAGAAGUUCUAUCUAUGUAUCUGACAGUGGCAUGAAGACAGUGACAAGAUUAAACUGGCAGGGUGAUGUGAUAGGUAGAUAUAGUGGUAUAAGUGAUCCUAGGGGAAUGUCACUGUCAGAUGAUGGUACUGUAUUUGUGUGUGACUGGGUGAGACAUGUUAUAGAAGAGAUAUCAGGAGAUUGUUCUACAGGAAAUGUGGUGUUGAAGGAUCUGAAAGGUCCAUAUGCUGUAUGCUGGUGUGAAGAAACAAAGAAGCUGUAUUACAGUGGUUGGACAAAUAUUAAUGGGAUAGAUAACAACUUUCUUCACACCUAUAAACUAUCAUAAACAUGAGCAAAAUGUUCAGAUGAUUUGACUAUAUCUACACACAUACUAUAUAUGCUUAGAUGGGCACUUAAAUCCAAUAUAGUAAUACUUUUCUAUUUAGUGUUUUUAAAAAAAGAAUAAAUGAAUGUAAGCAGAUUUAAGUUUAUUAACUAAGGCAAUGUUAAAUUACUCUGGUCCUGUGGUAUGGAACAACAUACCAAUACAUGUUCGAAAUUCUGUCCCUGAGGAAAUUUCAAGCCUCCUAUAUCCAAUGGCAAUUUUCAAACUAAUCGAAUGUACAUAUUGUUUCCAAAAACAACAAUUCAAUGUAUAAAAUAAAAAGUAUAAUAAAAACUGUUAUUAGAACAGCCCUAUAUAAAUGUCUAAUUCUUCAACAUUGAUCUACUUUUUUGUACUUUCCAUGCUGAAGUUAUGAAAAUGUCACUUCUCUAUGUAAGAAGAAAAAAUGUUUACUUAUUUAUUGUAUUGAUAUGAUGUUUAUAAUGUACAUAUUUUGUUGUCUAAAUGUUGAUUGUGAUUGUAUUUUAUGUUGUUUUGUAU